AUUUACGUUUGCUGAAAACUCCAAACAAGCUGAAAUUGAGUUGAAUUCCAUUCCGAUAUCGAAGAAUCUCGUCGGUUUUCAGCCAUGUCCUCGAUUCAGGAGCGGCUUCAGAUGAAGCGUGUGCCGUUGGAUAAGUGGUCGACGAAGGAAAAGUUGUGUCUCGCAUCAUCGGUUGCGUGCAGCGGCGAUCAAAACUGGAUGUCGGUGAGCCGGUCGCUGAAGAUGCUGUGCGGUGCGGAUCGUCCCAGCGAUUGGUUCGCACAGAAAUCCUGUGCCGCACAGUACGGCAAGUUGCUGGAGAACGUAGAGACACCGAAGCGCAAGAAAAGGACAGCGUCGGAGCGGGAUGGGGUGGCGGCCGUCGAAACACCGGGAGAAUCCAUCCUCCGUAAGCUCACCCAGGAGCGCAUCGUGGAGCUCAAAAAAAUCAUCCAAGAGGAAAGCCAGCAGUACACCAAGGUGAAGGAGGACAUCAUUCUCAUUCAGAGUGGCGUUACCGACGAGAAGAAGCUGCGUGAGAUGUGGGCACAGAUCGAGCAGGAACGGAUUACGAAGGAGAAGGAGGAGCAGCAGCAUGCACAGUGGCUGAAGGAGCGCGAAGAGAAGAAACUAGAACUGGAACGUCAGUGGCGUCCAAUGUAUCCAAACUCUCCGUCGGCCACCACCAAAGCACCGACACCACCGAUAAAAAUUAAAGAAGAAACGGACGAGGAUAGCCAAGGCUCCAACAAGUCCGCUACUUCACCCUUGCUAACAUCGUUGCUGAAGAAUCCUGGGGCUGGUACUCCCGGUCCGAGUAGUUCUCCUACUGCGCCUCAACAACAGUCACUCUCGGGAAGGUCUACUUCCUCACCUACGAUAACCAACUUACUGACCGGAGGAACAUCAGCGACAGCUAUAAAGAUUGGUUCACCAGUGCCGCCUAGUAUCGGUGAUAAGCAGCCCGAUAGUUCGAGUUCCGCUUUGAAGGCUACGGAGCCAAAAGAAGCCAAACCCUUUGGUACGGAGAGUGCCACCAGUACAGAUGCGUCAGCAAACGUUGUGAAGACAAAAGAAGCUGAAGCCAUCAAAACCGAAACGUUGGAUGUAGAGAUGGACAGUGAGGAUAUCGUUGAUCCAACGAAAGAUCUAAUGGACGUGCUGGAGGAUCUAAUUCCGGAUGAUUUGGAUGAAAUUUUGAAGGAAAACAGCGGCAUGAUACUGGAGGAUGUGGAUUUAAAGAAUGUAGUCGAGUCGAUCAUGGAAGAAGAGGGCGCAGUGCUUAAAGCCAAGGACCUCGAUGCUAUCGGACAUGGUACCGCAGACGUAGAGAUGGUCGAUGCGGCAGAAAAACUUGCCGCAACGGCUUCAAAAAACGAGCAACCAUCGGUGGAAAGUGUAGGUCAGUCACUACCACCGCAGCCUUCACCACCGACGCCACAACCGCAGCAACGACAACCUCCACCACUGCCCGAUAAACCUACGGUGGACGAUGGAUCCAGUAGCAGUAAGGACGAGGACGCUAGCGAAUGCGUGUCGAAGGAAAGCUCGAAACAGUCGACCGACGAAGAGCAGUCGACGGGCGACCUCGUGAAGCAGGAGGCUAAGGAAGAAAUCAUGGAGAUUAUUCCCAUCGAAGACAGUACAAGUAAUUCGCCAGAAACGAACCAAUCGAGUGAUGAAAAUAAGGAUUCGGCGGAAGAAACGAGCGGGCCCGAUAAUGCCGAUAGUGUUAUCGUUGUAUCAGAUUCUGCCAAGGAAGAGGAUGAAGAGGAUGUUCCCGUAGUCAAUAGUGACUCCAACGAUGUGCAGACCAUUGUAGAGGAUGACGAUUCGGACGAUAAACCGUUGGCAUCGUUGGAUGUAUCGGCGGAAUCGAACGUUCCCGCAGAACCGGUCAAAAUCAAUGUUGAUGAAGGCGAUGACGAUAAAACCAUAGUAAAGCCAUCAGUAACCAGCAUAUCACACGAUGCUUCGAUUCGUGCCAAGGAGUCAAGUGUACCGUUGAUGGAAGAAAAACCGGAAACACCAAUGUCGGUGGAUUCUGCCACACAACCUUCGGAUGAUGCGAAGGCUAAGAAGGAAGCAAUGGAAAAGUUAGCAGCCUCGGAGUACGAUUUCAAAGAUGACGAGGAACCGAUCGUACCGCUGUCGAUCCAAAAGGCGAAAGACGAAAAGCACGUGUCCGAGGACGAAGUGUUCGAGGAUGCGCAGGAAACGGUAACGGAAGAACCGGAAGAGAUGAAAGAACCGGAAGUCACAGAAAAGCCAGUAAAGAAAAGCAACCCCGAGGAUCCUGUGCUAACGGUCACCGAUACGGAUGAUGAUUCGCUAAUUGAAAUGAAGAUCGGAAAAGCGAAACGUGACUAUUCGCGACGCCGGCAAACCGACGAGGCGCAGAAGCUAAAAGACGAUUUACCGGGAUAUUCACGGACCGAGGAGACGCCAGAGGGCCGUUCGUUGCGAAAAUUGCGGGAUCGCGAUCGCUCCGAAAGCCCGUACGUCAUGCAGGACGAUGAAGUGAAUGAGAAAAUGAAACGCAGCUACUCCUCCACCCCGGUUAUGGACUCGAUACCGGGCUCACCAGCAUCAAGCGAGGAUCGUGACUAUCGUGCCUGGAAAAAAUCGAUUCUGGCCGUGUACGCUAGGAUUGCCGCAUUAAAGAAUGCGGACGCCUUCCAGAAGCCGCUUUCGGAAGAGUAUGCCGCUGACUUGAUCUAUAGACCGAUGGAUUUAGGGCAGAUUAAGCGUAACAUCGAGAACGGUAACAUUCGAACGACGAUCGAGUUCCAGCGAGACAUACUGCUCAUGUGCACGAACGCGAUUAUGCUGAACCGGAACGAUUGCUCGCCACAUGCCGCCCGGAUGCUGAUGCGGGAAAGUGCGGCACUGAUUGAGACGGGUAUGGAACAGAAAACGGUACGUGAGCGGGACAGUGAGCGGGGUACACACAAGCGAAGCUCGCGCAAAAGCUCAACAAGACAUUCUUCUGCGGGAAGAAACUGAAAACUAGACAAUCUAAGCACUAAUUAUUGAUACAGUCUCUUCGCGUGAAUACAAAUAAACCCUUUCAA
Anopheles darlingi is the source of this 3053-nucleotide messenger RNA. Its product is annotated as bromodomain-containing protein 8-like. The record is from RefSeq and is a predicted model, not a curated record. Gene Ontology annotation, cellular component: NuA4 histone acetyltransferase complex. Lineage: Eukaryota; Metazoa; Arthropoda; Insecta; Diptera; Culicidae. Gene Ontology annotation, molecular function: protein binding. Bases 85 to 2985 code for a protein of 966 amino acids. The transcript has a single exon.